AUGGAUUAUUAAUUACCAUCCUUAGCUGAUCCAUUCACUUGGGUUUCAUACACUAUUUUAGGCAUCUUAGUAGGUUUAUCAUAAGCUGGUGGUAUUGGUGGUGGACCAAUCAUAUCACCAGUCAUGAUGGUUUUGUUAGGAUGUCCAAGUAAAAAAGCAAUUUGGAAUACUUACAUAAUGCUUUUAGGAGGAAGUCUUGGCAAUUUCCUUAGAUUGGGCAAAGAAAGAGUAAUAAAUUUAUAUUUAUAUUGCUAUAGACUGCUAAUGGAAGUGCUCCAUUGAUUAAUUAUUAAUUAGUUCAAAUAACAUUACCAUUGUUAUUGGCUGGUGCAAUUCUGGGAGUAGCAACAGGUAAAUGGAUGCCAAAAUUAAUCAUUGUAAUCUUUCUGUUUGGUAUAUUAUUGACUGUCUUUCUAAAAACAAAGAGUUUAUACUUCAAAACUCGUAGUAAAGAAAUGAAUGACCAAUUAAUCCCAGUUGAACUAAAAGAAUUAACAAUAUAAAAAGAAAGUAAUCAUUCAAAAGAAUUGAAUAUUAUAAGAGAGAAAGAUUCAAGACUCUAUCCAAUCGAACCACUUACAGAAAUCAGUUUGACUAUUUUAAUCAUCAUUGUUGUGACACUAUUAAAAGGAUCAGGAGCAGUACCAUCUAUUCUAGGCAUUGAUUUUUGUGGCUAUGGUUAUCAUUUCUUUAAUUUUGCCAUUUUUGGAAUAGCCUUUUAUAAUGUUUAAAGAUAUAGAAAAUAUAUAUCAAAAGAUGAAGAAUAUAAAGAAUCUAUUGGUUAUGAUUUUGCAGAUGGUAAAAUGAGUUCUGUAUUUGAUAUUACUGUGAAAUCAAGUCUAUAUGCUGGUUUUUUAGGUGGACUUGUUGGAUUAGGAGGAGGUGUAGUAUUGACUCCACUUUGGUUAGAAACUGGAAUUAACCCUCCUAGAGCUGCUGCUUCUGCUACCUUCACAGUAUUAUUCACUUCAUCCAUAUCAGUAUUCAUUAUAGCUCUAUCAGGUGGCUAUUAAUUUUCUGAAUUUGUCAUUUUGGGAGUAAGAAUAUAAAUAUAUUAUUUUAGUUGGUUUCUAGUUUUGGCAGUUAUUUAGUUGCAGGAUUUCUUAAGAAAUUAGUGAAAAAAUAUAAAAGAGAAUCUAUAUUAAUCUAAGUGCUUCUAGGAGUUAUAGCAUUUGGAUUGAUUAUACUUCCUUUUCAAUCUAUAAAAGAUGUUUAUUAAAAUCCACUUGGUGCUAUUUAAUUUGGUCGUUUGUGUUGA
Paramecium pentaurelia is the source of this 1258-nucleotide messenger RNA. Lineage: Eukaryota; Ciliophora; Oligohymenophorea; Peniculida; Parameciidae. The record is from the annotation of a GenBank genome assembly.